UCGAAUACUGUCAGCAAGCAUGACUUUCAAGCUUUAGCAUGCUGCGAGGCAAACGCGGGCCGAUAUGCAAAACGGCACACCGCGGUUGACGCGUGUGCAGCAGCUGUUGCGGGCGAUUGGGUGCAUACUACAAGACGAAGCUGCGUGUGCCGCUACAGCGGGGGGAGCUGCAGCUGUUGCUGGAGGGCCAGGCGGAUCCAGGUCACUUGUGACGCUAUGUGCUCACGACAGCGGACCAGUCAGCACGACACGCAGUAUACUCCACAGCAACAGCAGCAGCUGCAGCAAUCGCAGCGGCAUGAAAUGCUGCGGGCGGAGGCGCUGGCGGCGUUGGCGCAUGCGUCCUCUUUUGAUGAAUUGUGGUCCUGGCUGCGGCAGCGCGCACAGGGGCUGAACUACCACAGCGCCGCAGCAGCCCAGGGCGCGACGACAUCGCGUGCCCACUGCGAUGACGGCAGUGCAUGGAACGCCGCAGAUGGUACCGCGGCGGCCACCUUACCUCAAGAGGCGGGAGCGGAGUGCCCGCAGGCUCCGCAGCUUCAGCAUCAGCAGCCGCCGCUGCCGCCGGUCGAGCAGUUGGGCUGGGGUCCAGACCUAGCUCUGGCGUUUGUGGGGCGGCUGCAGGAGCUAGGCGCGGUGCUGCACGCACCCGCCCGCCGCACACUGCUGCGGGAGGCCACCUCGCAGUGGCUCGCGGCGGGCGUGCCGGAGCAGCAGCCGGCGGCGGCGGGGGCUGAAGCGGCAGAGGCGGGAGGCCCAGCAGCGACUGGAGAAGGGGCGGCAGCAGGGGCAGGGGCAGGUGCUGCCGAGAGGCGGCACGCAGCAUGCCUGGCCACUGGCGGCGAUGUCCUGUGCGUGACGCCGUCACCGGAGGCGGCGCAGAGGUUGCUGGCCGCAGUGCGGUCGCUGGGUGACCCCGAGCAGCCGGGGUCGCAGCUUGUGCUGGCGCUGGCGGCGCCACACUUUGGGCGACUGCAUCGGGCCAUUACCAAUGUUGAUGGAUCUAGCGGCGGUCCCAGCAAGAGCGUGGAGGUUGGAGCUGGUGGGGGCGGCGGCCCGGGCGCGUCUUCGGCGGGACUGCCGCCUGCCAGGUGGCCGCCGUCGUCGGCAGCUGCAGCCGCACUGGUGUCGCUGGGGGCGGAGAUGGUGCGGGCGGGCUUUCCGGUGUCCUUUACGCAGGCGGCUGUGGCGGCCAAGUCGGCAGCCGUCACGCCGGGGAGCGUAGAGGCCCCGGUGUUCCAGGCGGUGUGGGAGGUGGUGGGGAGGUGUGUGACGAUGCCGGGCCCAGACCCCAGCCUGCCGCCGCUGCCGGCACUGGUGGCCGCAAGAGCAGCCCUGCGUGUGGAGCUGGGGUUGGCGCGGGCGGCGGAGGUGUUGCGGCGGGGAGGCGACGCGGUGAAGGGGGUGCCAGGCGCAGCAGCGGCGGGAGCAGCAGCAGACGGCGCAGUAAGGGAUGAGCCUGGGGCAGCGCGUGUGCUGCAGCAGCUACUUAUGAACACACGGGACACGGCCAGAACGGGCCGGGCACUCAGCGCAGACCAGUUGCUGGAGUGCGCGCAGCGUGUGGAGGCGGCAGAGGCGGCUGCAGAGGUGGCAGGCGGUGUGGGCGAGGCGGCGGUGAUCACAAGAGCCGGCAGUAGGAGGCCAGCGGAAACAGCAGCGGCAAACAUACGUGGUGGCACGCGUGGCUUCGUCACGCAGCUGGUGCUAGCCCACGCCGCGGCUCUGGAUACCUUGACGGCGCCGCCCGAGCGGCUGCUGGCGCUGGCGCACGCGUGUCUGUUACUGGAGAAGCGGGGCGCUCGAGCUGUGGAUGACCUGAUGGUCAUGCGCCAUGAGGGCCAGCGACUGCAGGGCGCUCUGGGACGGACGCUGAUGCGCCGGCUGCAGAAGGGCUCGGGCGUGUUGGCGACACCCCCACCCCCGCCCCAGCAGCUGGCACCCUCACAUAGGCACGGCCGCUCAAGGCCGCCGCCGGCGAAGCGGGAGGUGGAGGAGAGGCAGCAGCAGGAGGAGCGGCAGCAGGCGGAGGUACGGCGCGUGGAGCGGGUGCUGCGUCAGCAGCUCAUGCAGCUGCUGCUCCACCCCCGCAACACCCGCCCUCCGCUGGAGCUGCGGCAGGCGGUGACCGACCUCUUGCUGCGCGGCGGAGUUGGAGGUGGGGCUGGAGUUGGGGGCGCUGCCGGCGGCGCCGCGGGCGGCGGGCUGUGGGACCACGUGCGCCCGACCGUGUUCGACGUAGUGCUGCGGCGGCUGAUGGCGACGCCCAUCUACUGGCGCUGGCAGCCGCCGCAGCCGCCGCAGCCGUCGUACGCAGCAGCCGCGGCGGAUACCCUGGUUCCAGGCGCGGCGGCAGCCAACGCUGCCCAGGGGUGCCAUGGCCCUGGGUGGCCGGGCGUGGGCCAGGAGCACCUGGAUUAUUACGUGCACCCAGUUGAGACGGGAGUGUUGGUCGGGGAGGCGGGCACGGAGGCGGAGGCGCUCAGCCUGGCGCGUGCGGAGCUGGCGGCGGCAGAGGAGGAGGUGGGCAUGGUUGCCGCCGCCGAGGCUGUGGGUGCGCGGGCGCGCGCCCGCGGCGCGGCGUCAAGCGGCCUGGGGCGGUCCUUGCCGCAUGGCGGCGCCAGCGCUGCGGAGCUACCGGUGGGCCUGUCUGCCGUGGCAAUGCACAUGGCAAAGGUGGUGGCGGAGGCGGAGGAGGACGUGAGGUGGGCGAGCCGGCGACCCGCUCCGGCUGCCUCCGGGCAAGCGGACGACCCCACUGACGAUGCGGCUGCCCACCUGCCAGAGGAGGGCGCUACGUCGCGGGUGCCGGCGGCUACGGCGUUCGGGCUGUUCCACCUAGCCGCUGACUUAUUGAGGCGCGGCGCGCCGCCAGCCGGCGUCGCUGCAGAGGCAGAUGCAAUGGGCACGGCAGAAGAGGAAGCGCCCAGUCAGGCGUCUUCCGAGCCCUUGGGGGAAGCCGGCGCGGUCCAUAAGCCUGCAUUUGCCUCUCGGACCGCCACUGGUGCCUCCACUGCCGCAACAUUGCCGGCUGCCGCGGCCGUGCUGCUCUCCAACUCAUCCAGGCUGCUGGCACGGCUGCUGCGGCAGGGGCCGGGCGCGGGCGCGAGUGCAGGCGCAGACGACCGUAGCUCGGACACACCCUGGGGCCGGGGUGAUGCUGCUGGCCUGGCGCUGUCGCACGCCCUGGCAGAGCAGUACGGCAGGCUGGGGCAGCUGGCGGCAGCUGAUGCGGCUGUGCUGGGGCUAAUCGUGCAGGGCGCGGAGCGCGGCGCGGCGGAGGCUCUGCGCGACGCGCACGCGCUGCGUGUGUCAGCGACGGCGACGGCGCAGAUGGGUAGCGGGCGCCAGGACAGCGGCAGCGCGGGCGCGUUGGAGCGGGCCAGGGCGGCGGCGCUGGAGGCGCGGCUGCGGCAGAGGCUGCGGCAGCUGGCGACGGUGUCGGAGGUGCUAGCGGAGCGCUGGUACGAGCCCGCCGCGGACUGCCGGCUGACGCAGCAACUGGAGGACCUCGUGACCGCUUUGUGCGCCCCGACCCACGAAAGGCGACUUGGAGCUGCGGGGCCUGCUCAGCUCAUGCCCACCGGCGCGCUGCCUGUCGUUGCCACGCCAGGCACAUCAGGCCACCAAGCGCCGCAGGCAGCACCCAGCGCCGCUCCUGCCCCAGCCCCAGCCCCAGCCGCUCCCGCCGCUGCAACAACAGCUGUUGCGAGUGUGGACCACGACACCUUUCGGCUGCUGUGCGCAACUGCUUGGCUGGCCAGUCUGCCGCGGGCCGGUGAGCGGCUGCGGCGCGAGGAGCGUCGGGAGCAGGCGGAGGCGGAGGCGCAGCAGCAGUUCUUAGAGGAGGAAGCGGCGGCAGACGCGGGAGCCAGCAGUGGCGGCUUCGACAGCGGCAGCAGCGGCGGCAUCAGCAGCCCGGCGGACCAGAGGGUUGCAGUGCCAGUGGUGGCGGAGGGCGAGGCGCUGGCAUCGGAUGAGGCGGAUGCGCGGGCGCUGCGGCUGGUGCGCCUGGUGGAGGGUCAGGUGGCGGCAGCGGCCUCCUCCUCCUCCUCCAACGCCGCCGCCGCGGCCGCCGCGGCCGCCGCUGCCACCAGCACCCCGGCCAGUGCCGGCAUGGGCGCUGCAAGCGCGCAGGGGGCGGGGCUGCUGAGCCUGCGCACCGCGUACGCGCUGACGGAGGCGUUCAUGAACGUGGGCGUCAUGCCGCCUGUGGUGCGGCGGCUGCUGUCGGAGGAGGUGCCGCUGGCCGCGCGCGGCCCGCUGUCGCGUGGUGGCGGCGCUGGUGCGGGGGCGCCGGCGCUGCAGGCGGGCGCAGAGCUGCCGGGCGUGGUGGGCGGCCGCAGCCGGGUCAUUGCACGCGUCUAUCGGCAGGUGUUUGCGGCCCGCGUCCUGGGUGGCGGCGCCGCGGGAGCCGCAGGCGCUUCGGGAGCCGCGGGCGCUGUGGGUGACGGGGCCAUUGCGGGCGGCGGCGACGCGCAUGACCUGCCGCACAGCCGCCGCGUGCGGCUGGCGGUGCGGCUGCUGCAUGAGGGCAUCAUCGGGCCGCGUGACGCGCUGGCAGCGCUGCGUGGUGAUCUGGAGCACGUGCUGCCGCGACUGCGGGACCCACGGCGGCUGGCGGCGCUGGUCGGCAUGGUGGCAGCAGCGCCGGCGGCGCCACCGUCGCGUGAGGCACUGCUGCAGCUAUCUGUGCGGCAGCCACGUCCGCGCCUUGAGUCAGCUGGCGCAGCCUCCCAAGCCGCGCUGGGGUUACCGGAUGCGGAUGCUUUCGGCCCUGUGCCCACGCCGGUCGUUUCUGGCGGAGAAGCUGCGCUGGAUGCGGAGGCGGAGGGGCAGCAGAAUGAAAGAGCAAGAGCGGAGGCGAGGGCCAGUCAGGACCGUGCGGGCGUUCUCUUUAAGCCGCUGGCCCUGAUGGCGAAGGAUCGCGCCGUGCCGCUCGAGCACCUGCGCAUCAUCUGCGCUACCCUACACGCCUGCCCGGUGGUAUUGCCCCCGUACGUCAUGGCCGCACUGACAGAGCGGCUCAAGUGGGAAAUUCCACUGCCCAAGCCCCUGCCUCAGCGGCAGCAGCAGUGGCAGCAGCAGCCGCCACCUGGGCACGGGCCGGCAACUGGUGUCGUGUCGGCCUCACUGGAGCCGGUCGCCGCGCAAGGGAGCCCCGACUCUGGGGCGGCCGCGGGGCCUGGAGCCGCUGACGACCUGGACAUGCUAGCGGAGACAUCCAGUCUGGGCGUGACGGGGGCCGCCGCCGCAGGCCACCCUUCGUUCUCGGCCCUGGCGCAAGCCGCGUCUGACGCCGACCGCCAUGCGCACCUGGACCAGCUUGUGGUGUUCUGGCUGCGACAGCUGCAACAGUCUGGGAAGCUGGGGUAUCAGGUGGAAGCCAAUGCGGCGGGGCACCGGGCAACGCCGCCUUGCGGCGCAGCUGCUGGUGCGGAAGCGGAGCUGCCGCUUGGCAUUGGCAGCAGCAGCAGCCGCAGCAGCAGCCGCAGUAGCUUCGCCGCUGUAUGCGGCUACGCCUCCGAUGUCAUUGCCGCUAGCAGCCAAAGAACGGCAGGGGAAUCAGAGCUGCAGGAGGGUGGACUGCUGGUUCGGGUCGCGGCGCGCGCCGUGGACUCUCUCUUGAUGCAGGGCUGUCAAGGCGGCGGCAGGAGCGCCGGGUUUAGCCGUUCUGACGCCAACGGCCACGACAGCGUGGGAGGACCCGGCCAGAAUGCUGAGUCCUCAGAGGGUGUGCCGGGUCUCACGCCACCGCCACUGGGAGCGGCGGACGACGGCACUGGGGGCGCAGAGGCGGCGGCUGAAGCUCUGCGGCUGGUCUGCCUGAUUGCGCCCACAUCAGGAUCAUUGGGCGCCGCGCAGCAAAGUGAGAUUGUGAACCGAGUGCUCGCAGUCCUGCCCGCACGGCAAGCCAGUCUGCAUGACAGUUCGGACGCAGGCCACGUCUCUCCCGAGAGAGGCAGUCAGCUUGACCUAGCGGCGCAGCAGGCGCCACAGCUUCGCGCGCCCUUCCUCUCGGCCUCAGAUGCUGUGGACGUGCUUGAGCAAGUGUCACAGGCCCGGGCGGCUAUCUGGGCCCCCGUGGUGGAAAGAGUGCUGCAGUUGCUUACAAGCGGCGGCCACCAGGGCAGAGACCGGAUGGCGGAACUCGUGCAGCAGCACAUGACGCAGACGAGUGCGCGGCGCCACCAAUCGCACAUGGACAAGCUCCUGCGGCUGACGUCAGAAGGCAUGCCAGUGCCUGGCGCUUCCCUUCACGGGCCGUGGGGCGCCUCCGAAGGGCCGGAGCAUUUGCCAGCCGCUUAUGCCGUGUGGCGGCGGGAGGUGCCUGCCGUGCUGGCCUCUGUACUACAAGCGGCGGCGUCCUCGUGCCCGUCGCUGCCGUCGCAGAAGGGCGAGCCCGUAGUAGCCGGUGGGCCGCUGCCGCAGGCACAGGUGCAGCUGCUGCUGGACUCACUUGGACAGGCGGUACGGCUAGCUCGCAGCUGGCUGUUGCAGUCGGUCGGAGCCGGAGGUGCCGACGUCGCUGCAGGUGCUGGCGCCGGCACACUAGCCCCUCAGACGCAGCCGUUGCUGCUACCGCUGCCUGCAGCGGCCACUCCCCGGCUGACGGAGGCCGUGGCAGCCGCGCUGCGGGCCCUGGACGCGCACGCCGCACGCAUGUCACUGGCCUCUCUGCGGCGAUACCUGUCGGAUCGAGACGCGCUGCAGACGUGGCUGGAGCAUCAGCGGCGGCAGCAGCAGCUGCAAGAGGCAGCGGCCAACGGUGUGGCAGGGGAGGAUGCGGGGGCGUGCGGGCAACGGCAGGCUUAUGGCGUAGGCGUAGAAACACAGGCCGCAUCGCACAGGCCAGCAGCGGCUGCUGCCGUCAAUGCCGCAGCUGCCGCUGUCCCGCAGCGGGACCCGCUGGCUGCGCUGCGGCGCCAGUCCGGGCUGCUUCAGCUGGCGGAGCUGCUGCCGGAACUGCGAGGCCUGGCCACUGUGUUCCAGGCGCUGGCGGCGCCGCCACCGACCGAAGCGGCCAAGGGUGACGAGGAGCCGGGAUUGCCCAGCGGUUCGCAAGCCGAGCCGCAGAAUGUGACGCUUAUUCAGCCGGACCAGGUCGACGCGUUUAGCGGUGCCUGGCCGUGUCUUCAGGAGCAGCUGCGUCUGGUGGAGGCGGCCCUGCGGGCAGUCUACGAUUCGCGCCGCGAACUGGCCCCGGCUGAUGAGUUGAUGACGGCGGUGGGCGGAGCCGUGGCGGAGCUGCCUACUGAGCUGAUGCAGGUGCUCGUGCAAGCACUGCAAAGCGCGGACGAGGCAUGUGCAGCUUUCAAUGUGGCCAGAAAGGCGCUCAACUGGCGCUUGCAAGAGCAUAAGGAGGCGAUGCGUGAGCAACUAAAGCGGAGGGAAGAUGCCAACGCCGCUUCUGCGGAAGUUUUGCGCGCGAAUGCAGCAGCAGAGCAGCUGUCAAGUCAGAUUAUGCACUCGCACAUUGCCGUGACGGCGGCACGGGACCUGGUACGCGCCUGGCAGCGGGAGUCAAUGCUGCCGCUCGCGGAGGAGCUCGCUGCCACGCUGCAGGCGCACGCAGCGCAGCUGCUGCCGGCUGCAAACGCGCAGUCCUCAACGGCCUCGCCAGAUGCCGCUUUGGAGGGAGCCACCGGCUCAGCAGCGGCAGCGGGUGCGGCUGCAUCCACUGCGGACAUGCUUGUGUCUGUGCUAGGAAGCAACAACCUGGCGCCGCCAACAGCCGCGCCCUCCUCAGCUGAGUGCAACCUUUCUCCGUUACGCCAAUUUCACAUGGCGCUCGGGGCGAGUGCUGCUCUAGCCGCUCGGGGGUGGUGGCAUGACAGCCUGGCGGCCGCGGCACUGCUCGCCGCCGGCCCGGCAUUCUGCGCCGUGGCCACUGCAAACACGGGGGUUACUGGCGGCGGUGGACAGGGCGGAGCAGUGGCCGCCGCCGUGUAUGAGGUGGCGCUGCCGGCUCUGCGCUUACACGCGGCGGGAUGCGGCAGGGGCGCGGGUGCCGGCGACCGGCAGCGGGAGUUGGCGCUGGUGUUGCUACUGCAGGCGAUGGAGGACUGGGGGCCUGCGGUGCUGAGGGCUGCCAAGGCGCCUUCAGCAGCUGCUACGGCACCUGGUGCCGCUGUGGCCGCCUCUGUUCCCGCCGCUUUGCCAGCAGGCCACGCACAGCGACAGCAGGGGACUCAGGGGCCACCGCCGCAGCAGCCGUCGCCAGUGCCGCCGCAGCCGCUCGCUGUGGAGCUGCUGCUCGCGCUGGUGGGUGUGGGCUACGUGCGCGGCCAGCUGCCGUACGCCCUGGCGAGCGACGUGCUGUGGCAGCUGGAGGCGGCGCGUGAUGACGCGGAGUGGGGCGGGGCCAGCGAGCGAGGCCGUACAACCGGGGCUAGUGGAGGAGCAGGCGGCAGCAGUGUGGGCCUGCACCAUAGUCACCUGGAAGCGCUGCUUACCGCUGCGCCAGCGCUGGCGCACAUUGGCAGCGGCGCUGGCGGCGCUGGCCGUGUGGACAUGGGCGACCUCGCCGCUGGGGGCAACCUGGACCCCAUUGCCGGCGGCCGGCGGGCAGUGGGUGACCUGCUAGUGGAGCUAUGCCGCGCGCUUUGUGACAGCGGCAUGCUGGAGGCUGCAGCAGCUGCGCCUGACUCGCACGGCAACUCGGGCGCCGGUGUCUCGGUCGACGCAAUGUGCGCUCUCGCGCACGCGCUAUCGCAGGCGAGCGCACCGCCCCAGCCCUUCCUCCCGCGUGGCCUUACCACCGGCGCCGUCACCAGCAUCACCACCGGCAGCAGCACGCGCUUGGCUCCAUCACAGCACGAGUCCAAGCUGUACAACCGCAUGUACGUGUUGCUGCUGCAGGGCGCAGUGGGCCCUGGCCCCAGCCCAAACUCUGCUGCCGGCCCCAGCAACCCUAACAAUGCACCUCAGUCGGAGGUGCAGGGCGGCUGUGGUGGUGCUGCCGACCUGCCGGCCGCGGUGGUGCGGCUGGCGCGGCUGGCGGCGUGUGGGCGCAACCGGGGCGAUGUGCUGAUGGCAGCCGAGGCGGCGGCGCAGCUGGGCGGCGUGCUCCGGCGCUUGGCAGCCGAGGGAGACGCCCGCACUUGCGCCGCCGUGCUGGAGGCCCUGGACGGGCUGAUGCGCGAGGGACACGGUUGGAUGGGCCUGGUGCUGUCACCGCCUCCGCCACAACUGCCGCGCUCAACGACAGCCAGAGCGGCGGCGGCAAGCCUGGCGCCGGCGUCUGCACACUCGGCGUCCCAGCAGCUGCAGCUGUACCCGUUGCGCCAUGGGCCGGCACAGGACAUCGCUGCAUUGCUGGCCGACUGGCCGGCGGACGAGCCCACCACUGGCGCUGCCAGUGCUAUAUUGCCUGAUGCUGCGGCGGCCCGGGCGCGACAAGGCUCCGGCAACGUAAGGCGGCGCGAUGAGGGCGGAGCGUUCGGUGCAGUACGCAGCACCGCCACGCCACCCAAGACAGAGGCAGUGGCCGCGCUGCGGCCUGCAGCGGCAGCAACAGCAACAGUGGGGCCGUUUGUGGUUGCGCAGCUGCUGUGGCGGUCCGUCGACGUGCUGCCUACGGACAUCGCGGUCAGCGUGUUGGGAUGGGCAGCAGGCGGCCGCAGUGAGGUCACGAAGCAGCAGGCGGGUGCUGCGUUGCGAGUGGGUCCCGGGGGUGAUGGCGACACCGGCGGGCUAGGCUCAUCCGCGCAUUCCGCGCACCACACGACAGCGCGCGAGCAGCUAGUUCGCGUGUGGCAGCGGCUGGCAGGCCGGAUACUGCUAGACCAGGCGGCGGGCGCGGACGCUGGUAGCUGCAGGGACCGCGGGCGUGAGGGCGAUGCUGAUGGGUUGUUGUUAAACGCAUCGGGCGCCGCAUCGGUGCUGGCUGCAGGAGAGGCUCUGGGCUGUGUUGACGUGGCAAUGACGCAAGCACUGGCUGAUGUGGUGGCACAGGAACUGGAGGGAGACCAUUAGGCGGCGCGACCGGCCAACGGUGGUGCAAGUCGGCAAGGGGCGCAAGUGGAAGUCGCCGGAAGGCGUUGCCGGUCGAGGACGGAGUCGAGGACCCAGCGAGGAUCCGGGGCGAAGUGCAGUCAUGUGGCUAAAUAGUAGAGACGGAUUGAGAAGCCGCGGCGCAGAGAUAGGAAGAAACCUGAGGUGCAGAAUCGCGGCGCGCUUGAAUGGAUGCGACAUUCGGCGGGGCAAGUUCGACUGGGCACGCGAAACACGUCGUGUCGUGUAGUGCGCACAUG
Messenger RNA from Chlamydomonas reinhardtii, 10256 nucleotides. RefSeq lists its product as uncharacterized. The transcript is spliced from 14 exons. Lineage: Eukaryota; Viridiplantae; Chlorophyta; Chlorophyceae; Chlamydomonadales; Chlamydomonadaceae. Bases 217 to 9978 code for a protein of 3253 amino acids. The record is from RefSeq and is a predicted model, not a curated record.